AACUCGUCGUGGAUCCCGUACAUCAAUCCCUCGAUUACCCGUUCGAGCGCGUGAGCCCUCAGGCUCCAUGCUCGUCUCAGAACCCUCGUUCUCUCCGACGGGGAGGCAAGGCCCCUCCACUUUACCCAAGUCUAGCAAAACGGGGUCAAACAAACGACCCCGACCCUUCCCCGAGUCCGAUCAACCUCGCGUCAAUCGUCGUCGCGUUAAUGACGAACCACGUACAAAGCGGACGAACCGCUGCCAACGCGCCUUAGACCAGCUGCAAAUAAUGCACGAACAUAAGCAAGACGUACUUGCGCUUGUUCAAGAGGUGAUGCAAGGCAUACAUCGGGUGCAGGUCAGGUUCGCCGACCUUCUGAAGGAAGGAGUUCGACGGGCGGGCGAUUGUCCACCGGAGGGCUCUACCAGGCGUAAAGAGAGUCGCGAGGCCGCGGUUGCUAUCAAUGAGGGGAAACGUGCACCGUCACCCCUCCAGCAGGGACAGGAAUCGACAAGAAAGGGUUCGGCACUCCGGCCUCAGGCUGAGACCCAUGCCGCGACGUCGUUGCCACCUAGCCACGUACAGAAAGCACCCGAAGACUACUCAAAGGAAGAGCUCGCAGCUCUAUACCGCGCCAAGCUCAACGCCCCUCCCAUACUCUGCACGUGUCAACCAACUGCCUCACAGCAGCAGAGCGUCGGCCAGACGACCUUCUCACGUCCUAGACCCCGGAUUGGUGUGGAUGCGCAGGGGUAUGCCUUCGAGGAUUGGACUGCUUGCCCGCGUCCGCGCAGAGCGCGACGGUCUCUUUUGCUUAAGGAGAAGAUGCUCGCUACUCAGUUGUGGACGAACGUCAACAGCGAAGUGGAAGAUGAUGCGCACGUCUUCCCGGUGCCUCUUUGUCCUCGACCUCCUAGAAUGUUCUCGGCACAAUUCAUGCUCCAGUUUAGGCACAUCCCCAGUGCGGUUUCUGACAUGUUGGAACACUGGCAUAUCGAACGAGGACGGUGCUUGAUGUGUGUGGCGAGGGCGAUGCGUACGUUUCCUCUGUGGAUCAUUUCAUGGAACGCCUUCAGUAGGACGGUGGAAGAUGGUAAUCCUGUCUUUGCGAACCCCGGACGCGAUGAAUUGGUGGAAUGGGAUGAAGCACGGAAGCAGUGGCGACAUCUCGUUCUCGACCAUUGGCAAUGGAUACCCCUCGAAGAGCUGGAGGAGAGGCCCAGCGAUAGCGGCGCUGAUCCCAAGAUUGCCAAUGGAUGGUCUGGGCAUCCCGUACCAAAUUCAUGCAACGUCUCGUAUUGGCGCAUUGUAGAUACAUAACAAUGCCAAGUCC
This is a messenger RNA of Punctularia strigosozonata HHB-11173 SS5, 1316 nucleotides long. RefSeq lists its product as uncharacterized. The transcript has 2 exons. NCBI's taxonomy places the organism in Eukaryota, Fungi, Basidiomycota, Agaricomycetes, Corticiales, Punctulariaceae. The record is from RefSeq and is a predicted model, not a curated record. Bases 68 to 1303 code for a protein of 411 amino acids.